Molecule: messenger RNA, 786 nt
Organism: Fonsecaea monophora
Lineage: Eukaryota; Fungi; Ascomycota; Eurotiomycetes; Chaetothyriales; Herpotrichiellaceae
Exons: 1
Coding region: 1-786 (261 amino acids)
Source: RefSeq, a predicted model, not a curated record
AUGACACGUAGAGUCUUUGCCCAAGGGCCCGUGGCGAAAGCCCAAGAACAUCAGGACCAUGUCGCUCCCCAAACCAACGAUGCUCCCUCGUCCACCUCGACGCGCAACCAAUCAUCGGCACUGCGAUACCCUUGGGAAACUCUCCUCGUGAGGCAUCCUCGGUCAACACUUAAAAGGCAUCUGGUCCCCGCCGCCCACGGCCACGCUUUCGAGGUCAAAGCCUCAUCUCAUUUUCGUAUCGUCGACCUUCAUGGCCAGCAGGUGGUCGACUUCAUGGCUUGGACGCUGCCUUACUCUCCUGCGACCAACUCGGAGCAUUUUUCCACGAGCUACACGCGAUACGCACUGGGAGGUUCUGCAUCUCCGCAGGUAGGCGAGGCGCUCUACACGAAUCGGGACCGAAAAAUGUUUACUAUAGUCGCGGACAUGGUCAAAACUCACGAUCUGCUUUUCAUGGCGUGUAACCCGGGCUUUUAUGCACGCAACGGCCACCCUGUUCACCGGUCCUGUGCCACCAAUGUUGCCGAAGCGAUGAAACCCUGGGGCAUGAAGCAUUGGAGCGAAGUAGUUGACCCAUUCAAUGUCUUCCAGAAUACUCCCUAUUACACAAUCAAGGCGCUCAAUUGUUCAAGGCCGGGAGAUUUCCUAGAAAUGCGGGCCGAAGUGGAUGCAGUUUGCGCCGUGAGCAGUUGCCCGUUUGAAGACGACGGCUUCAAUGGUGGGAGAGCCACAGACAUUGCUGUGGUGACCGAGGUUGACGACGAGGAAGAGGAAGAGGAAGAAUAA